Molecule: messenger RNA, 2521 nt
Organism: Nannospalax galili (Upper Galilee mountains blind mole rat)
Lineage: Eukaryota; Metazoa; Chordata; Mammalia; Rodentia; Spalacidae
Gene: Adpgk
Product: ADP dependent glucokinase
Exons: 7
Coding region: 78-1571 (497 amino acids)
Biological process (GO): glucose metabolic process
Cellular component (GO): endoplasmic reticulum
Molecular function (GO): ADP-specific glucokinase activity
Source: RefSeq, a predicted model, not a curated record
CAUCAGAGCGCUCCCAGCCAGGAAGAGGCGCGCACUGGGAAAGGUUCUUGACGCCGCUAGCGCGGCGCUUGGUCCCCAUGGCGCAUUGGCGCGGCUCUGCGUGCGCCGGCUUCCUGGCUCUGGCGGUGGGCUGCGUGUUCUUGCUGGAGCCGGAGCUGCCAGGCUCUGUGCUGCGCUCGCUCUGGAGCUCGCUGCGGCUGGGGCCCGCGCCCCUGCCUCCGGGACCGCUUUCCCCCGAGGGCCGGCUGGCAGCCGCCUGGGACGCUCUCAUCGUGCAGCCCGCCCGGCGCUGGCGCCGUGUGGCUGUGGGAGUCAAUGCCUGUGUGGAUGUGGUGCUCUCCGGCGUGAAGCUCUUGCAGGCACUUGGCCUGAGUCCUGGGGAUGGAAGGGAUCAUCCCGUUCUGCACUCAAGAAGAGAUCUGGAAGAAGCCUUCACCCACUUCAUGGGGAAGGGAGCAGCUGCUGAGCGCUUCUUCAGUGAUAAGGAAACAUUCCUUGACAUUGCCCACAUUGCAUCAGAGUUCCCGGGAGCCCAGCACUAUGUAGGAGGGAAUGCAGCUUUAAUUGGACAGAAAUUUGCUGCUGACUCGGAUUUAAAGGUUCUUCUUUGUGGUCCAGUUGGUCCAAAGCUACACGAACUUCUUGAUGAUAAUGUAUUUGUUCCACCAGAGUCACUGCAGGAAGUAGAUGAGUUCCACCUCAUUUUGGAGUAUCUGGCAGGGGAGGAGUGGGGCCCGUUUAAAGCUCCCCAUGCCAACCGGUUCAUCUUCUCUCACGACCUCUCCAACGGGGCCAUGAAUAUGCUGGAGGUGUUUAUGUCUAGCCUGGAGGAGUUCCAGCCUGACCUGGUGGUCCUCUCUGGAUUGCACAUGAUGGAGGGACAAAGCAAGGAGCUUCAGAGGAACAGACUCUUGGAGGUUGUGACCUCCAUUUCUGACAUCCCCACUGGUAUUCCAGUUCACCUAGAACUGGCCAGUAUGACCAACAGGGAGCUCAUGAGCAGCAUUGUGCAUCAGCAGGUCUUUCCUGCAGUGACUUCCCUUGGGCUGAAUGAACAGGAGCUGCUAUUUCUCAGCCAGUCAGCAUCUGGACCUCAUGCUUCCCUCUCUUCCUGGAACGGUGUUCCUGACAUAGGCAUGGUCAGUGACAUCCUCUUCUGGAUCUUGAAAGAGCAUGGCAGGAGUAAAAGCAGAACCUCGGACCUCACCAGGAUCCACUUCCACACACUGGUAUACCACAUCCUGGCAACUGUGGAUGGACACUGGGCCAACCAGCUCGCAGCUGUAGCUGCAGGAGCUCGUGUGGCUGGGACACAAGCCUGUGCCACUGAAACCAUAGAUGCCAACCGAGUGUCUCUGAGGGUACCCCAGGAGUUCAUGACUUCCCAUUCAGAGGCAGGCUCCAGAAUAGUAUUGAACCCAAACAAGCCAGUGGUGGAGUGGCACAGAGAAGGGGUAUCCUUCCAUUUCACACCAGUGUUGGUGUGUAAAGACCCUGUACGAACUGUGGGCCUUGGAGAUGCCAUUUCAGCUGAAGGACUCUUCUACUCAGAAGUAUACCCUGGUCAUUAGGAAGGUCGUGGGCAAUUCUUAUGAGGAAGGAGAACUGCCCAACUUAAGAAUUCCAGGAAAAACAUAACUUGGGAAAUAGGCUUAUGGGUAUCAGAACAAUUCCUAGAUCUAAUUGGAAGACAGCCAAAGAAAUAACAGCAGAUUAAACUGUACAGAUACAUUCCAGCCUGUUGGCAAUUAUAUAAAAAUAUUUCAAGUUUUAAUUGAAAUUUAGUCAUACUAAUGAGACUGGAUUUUUUAUUUUUAUGUUGUGUGUUACAGACGUUAAAAACCUCGAUUCCUAAGUCCCCAGUAUAUGUAACACCAUCAAGUAUUUUAAGACCUGGAGAGCUGGUCUGGCCACAGAAGGUGCUCUCUCCUUGCCCACUCCGGAGGGGCAGACCCACACUCGCAGGCCUGGACUCAUAAAGCCUCAUGAAGCUCACUGCACUGGGGCAGAAUCAGGAUGUCCAUUCAGUGUUAACAGUGACAGUAUUUGAGGACUGUACCUUCUCAGCCUGCUGCUCUCAGGUUUAGGUCAGAGCCACAAGUAAGGACAAGAGUCCUGUGCUUCAUGGUCUCAGGCUGAAGACACCUGGGGAGCUAUAAGCCAACCAGUCUGCACUUGCUUAGAAAGACCAAGCCUUUCUGCCCCAGCUCCUGAGAUUGUGAGCUGGCUGGUGAAAGGCUCCUGUGGCCUGGGCUCGGCGUCCUUGCCCAGUCCUGGAUGUGUUUUCUGCAGCAGAAGACAUACUUGUUUCUUCUGAGCCUUGAAGAAAUUUGCUUUUACAACUGGAAUGUGCUUUUGUGUUUAGAACAGAUCAUGUGCUUUGUGGGUUUUUUUUGACAUGUCCAUUAAAGAGUUUGACCUCAUAAAAGCCCAGCCUCAUAAAUAAAUUUGUCAUGUUGUAUUUUUUUAAACUAAAGAUGUCUGUGUGUUUUUAAAAACAUUCAAAACAAUUUACAUUUCA